AUGUCAAGAGGAUUUCCAGCUGAUACAAGAUCACAAAAAGUUCUGGAAGAAGUUUAUGAAAAAGAAACUAUUUCACAAUUAAAUUGGUUUUUAAAAUGUCAAGAAGCUAAAAAAUUGCAUGGUUCUGAACCAUUAACAGCGACAGUGAUAAAUGAUACACCAUUACCGGAUAUUUCAAAUAUUCUGUCGAAAUCAAAUAAACAACAAAUUGAGAAGGACAAAGAAGAAAUUGAACAAUCGAAACAAACGGAUUCAAGUGAAAAAAAAGAAACGCAAGAAGAGACUGCUGAAAAAACAUUUGAUGUUGGACCAGAUAUGAUUCCACCAUCACCGGAUGUGUUGAAAUUGUUGUAUGAAGGAAUAUCAACUGAAGGGAAAGGACGAUACCGUUAUCUUCGUGAUCGUUGUAAACUGAAUGUAGAAGACAGAUUCCAAUAUCCUAUACUUAGUUCAAUGGAAUAUGGUUGGGGUCAUGCACAACAGUGA
Schistosoma turkestanicum is the source of this 486-nucleotide messenger RNA. NCBI's taxonomy places the organism in Eukaryota, Metazoa, Platyhelminthes, Trematoda, Strigeidida, Schistosomatidae. The record is from the annotation of a GenBank genome assembly.